AUGAUUUAUUUUACAAUGCAACAAGGUUUAUACGGAAUUUCAAAAUAUUUCAAAUAUAAUCUUCGUCAAAAUCAAACUUCACAAACAAAUCAAAUUCAAUCAUUUAUGAUUCAUUUCAUUCAAUUCAAUGAAAAAUCUCAAAAAUUAUUUUCAAUUAUUGAAAAAACAUCAAUUGAAAAAUAUUUCUUAGUUGAAAUCAAUAGUGAAACAUUAGAAAUUGAAAAUGAAUUAUUAGAAAUAAGUGAAUAUGGUAGACCAAUGUCUGGUUAUUAUUUUAAUUCGAAAAAACAAUAUUUAAUUUAUCAUGUUUAUGAUUCAAAUCUUAGUCAAACUCGUUUAAUCACAUUAGAUUUAUCAAAGAAUCCUAAACAAAGAUUUAUUCAAUCGAAAAAAUUUGAUUUCAAUGUUUAUUCGUUAUCUUAUAUUCAAUCUGAUCCAACAUUUCUUGCUUUGUGGCAAUAUAAUAUUGUAACACCAUUAGUUGCUAUUCAAAUCAAUGAAAAAACUGGAAAACAAAUUCAAAAUGUCACCAUUACACCGACUGGUCAAAGAAUUUCUCAAGGUUUUAAACCAUUCUCAGUUGAUUAUCAAAAUAAAAUUCUUUAUGUUUUAUCAUGGACUGAUGAUUUAUCCAAAACUUUCAUUUCAAAAGUUUCUUUUCAGACAAUGAAACUCAAUUUGAUUACUAUUCAAGGAAAACUUCCAAAAGAUUAUAUCUUUUUUAAAAAAGAUUAA
Adineta ricciae is the source of this 735-nucleotide messenger RNA. NCBI's taxonomy places the organism in Eukaryota, Metazoa, Rotifera, Eurotatoria, Adinetida, Adinetidae. The record is from the annotation of a GenBank genome assembly.